AUGAGGUCGUCGUCUUCUCGCAUCCUUGGCGCCCUUGUGGUAGCGGCCUCGUUCGUGCCGUCUGUACUCUCGCAGGCCAACACGGCGGUGAAGUACACAGACUCGGCCACAGGCAUCGUCUUCGACACCUGGCCCGUCCCCAAUGGCGGCUCCCAGACCCAAGGCGGCUUCACCUUUGGCGUGGCUCUUCCCUCUAAUGCCCUCACGACCGACGCUAGCGAGUUCAUCGGCUACCUACAAUGUGCGUCUAAGGACUCGGUCAACAUGGGCUGGUGCGGCGUCUCUCUCGGAGGCCCUAUGACCAACUCGCUCCUCUUGACGGCUUGGCCGAAGGGUGACACCAUAUACACGUCCUUUCGCUACGCGACCGGAUAUGCCAUGCCAGACCUCUACACUGGAAACGCCAAGCUGACCCAGAUCUCGUCGAUCAUCAACGCCACGCACUUCACUUUGGUUUUCCGCUGCCAGAACUGUCUGCAAUGGAACCAGAACGGCCAGACAGGCGGCGCUUCCACCAGCGCCGGGUUCAUGGUCCUCGGGUGGGUGCAGGCGUUCUCUUCGCCAGGCAACCCGACGUGCCCCGACCAGAUCGCUCUGGAUCAGCACGACAAUGGUAUGAGCAUCUUCGGCGCGGUUCUAGACGGCAACGCCGCCAACCCGUCCUACUCGGCAUGGGCUGCGAAGGCGACAAAGACGGUCACGGGAACCUGCCAAGGCCCGACCACGACUGCCAUCGCCGCUGUUCCCGUCCCGACGGGUGUCACUUUUGACUACAUCAUCGUCGGUGGCGGCGCCGGAGGCAUUCCCCUGGCCGAUAAGCUGAGCGAGUCCGGAAAGAGCGUGUUGCUCAUCGAGAAGGGCCCGGCGUCUUCCGGCCGCUGGGGCGGUACCCUAAAGCCCGACUGGCUUGUUGGCACCAACCUCUCCCGAUUCGAUGUCCCAGGCCUGUGCAACCAGAUCUGGGUUGACUCGGCGGGAAUUGCUUGCACGGAUACUGACCAGAUGGCUGGGUGUGUUCUCGGUGGCGGCACCGCCGUCAAUGCUGGUCUCUGGUUCAAGCCGUACUCUCUUGACUGGGACUAUCUAUUCCCGGCCGGGUGGAAGUCACAAGACGUCCAGGCAGCGAUAAGCAGAGUCUUCUCGCGAAUUCCGGGCACAGACGCUCCGUCUACUGACGGCCAGCGCUAUCUGCAGCAAGGCUUCAACGUCCUCAGCGGCGGUCUGAAGGCGGCGGGAUGGAACCAAGUUGUCGCUAACAACGCCCCUAACCAAAAGAACCGCACCUUCGCCAACACUCCUUACAUGUACUCCCAUGGAGAACGCGGCGGCCCCAUGGCAACGUACCUCGUCAGCGCCAAGAGCCGGAGCAACUUCAGGUUGUGGCUGAACACGACUGUCAAGCGCGUUGUUCGCGACGGUGGCCAUGUCACUGGCCUCGAGGUUGAAGCUUUCAGGGACGGCGGAUACCAGGGAGUCGUAAACGUCACCAACGUCUCAGGGCGCGUGAUUUUGUCUGCUGGGACCUUUGGCAGUGCCAAAAUCCUGCUCAGGAGCGGCAUCGGUCCCAAGGACCAGCUAGACAUUGUCAAGGGCUCUGCCGACGGCCCGACCAUGAUUGACAACCAGUCUUGGAUCAAUCUGCCUGUGGGCUACAACUUGGACGACCAUGUCAACACCGACACUGUCAUCACGCACCCAGAUGUUGCCUUUUAUGACUUUUACGCCGCUUGGGCAACCCCGAACGCCACCGAUGCGAGCAACUAUCUUAAUCGCCGCACUGGAGUUCUCACCCAAGCCGCACCCAACAUCGGCCCGAUGUUCUGGGAAGAGAUCAAGGGAGCAGACGGGAUCGUACGGCAGCUGCAGUGGACUGCCCGGGUGGAGGGGAGCUUUGACACGCCAAAUGGACAUGCCAUGACGAUGAGCCAGUACCUCGGCCGCGGCGCCACUUCGCGCGGGCGCAUGACCAUCACCCCGGGCCUCGGUACUGUCGUGUCGGACGUGCCAUAUCUCAAAGACGCCAACGACAAGGCCGUGGUCAUUCAGGGCCUCGUCAAUCUGCAGAACGCGCUGAAGAACGUCAAGGGCCUGGUCUGGCAAUACCCCAACGCGACCACCAGCGCCGCUGACUAUGUCAACAACAUGGUGGUAUCCUACUCCAACCGGCGGUCCAACCACUGGAUGGGGACGGCCAAAAUCGGCACCGACGACGGGCGCGUGCCCGGCGGCUCCGGGUCCGCCGUCGUCGACCUCAACGCGCGCGUCUACGGCACCGACAACCUCUUCGUGGUCGACGCCUCCAUCUUCCCCGGCGUCCCCACCACCAACCCGUCCAGCUACAUCGUCGUGGCCGCCGAGCACGCCUCACAGCGCAUUCUGGCCCUGCCCCCUGCUGCUGCUGUCGCCCGCUGGGGCCAGUGCGGCGGCCUGCAGUGGACCGGCUCGUUCGUCUGCGCCGCGCCGUACAAGUGUGCGUACCAGAAUGACUAUUAUUCGCAGUGUUUGUGA
Molecule: messenger RNA, 2508 nt
Organism: Lasiosphaeria miniovina
Lineage: Eukaryota; Fungi; Ascomycota; Sordariomycetes; Sordariales; Lasiosphaeriaceae
Product: carbohydrate-binding module family 1 protein
Exons: 9
Coding region: 1-2508 (835 amino acids)
Biological process (GO): carbohydrate metabolic process
Cellular component (GO): extracellular region
Molecular function (GO): cellulose binding; flavin adenine dinucleotide binding; oxidoreductase activity, acting on CH-OH group of donors
Source: RefSeq, a predicted model, not a curated record